Brassica oleracea var. oleracea is the source of this 1176-nucleotide messenger RNA. RefSeq lists its product as uncharacterized. Lineage: Eukaryota; Viridiplantae; Streptophyta; Magnoliopsida; Brassicales; Brassicaceae. The record is from RefSeq and is a predicted model, not a curated record. The transcript has 9 exons.
GAAAUUAAGACGUUUGGCUAACAUUUCAUCUUUCUAUUUUUAACUAAUAAAAGUCUUUUCCUCCUUCAUUUCUUCUAUAUCUUUUUCUCCUCCUCUUGGAAUUGUUUCAUUGAUCAGAAAAAAGGUGUCUGUCAACUUGUAAUAGAAAAUGGCGUACGAGGAAAACUUUCAGCAAAUGUUUGAACCGAAAUAUGAUUGUCUUUUGUUUGACAUAGAUGAUACUCUUUACCCUUUCAGUUCUGGUCUCUCUGCGCUAGUUACAAACAACAUUCAAGAGUAUAUGAUUCAGAAACUUGGUAUUGAAGAAGAUAAAGUUCAAGAACUGUGCCUUGAGCUUUACAAAAUCUAUGGAACAACUAUGGCUGGUCUCAAGGCUGUGGGUUAUGACUUUGAUUACGACGAUUUCCAUCGUUUUGUUCAUGGGAGAUUGCCAUACACAACACUGAAGCCUGACCCUAUUUUAAGGAACAUUAUUCUUAGCUUGCCUUUUCGGAAAGUUGUUUUCACGAAUGCAGACAAGGCCCACGCAGCCAUGAUUAUAGCCAGGCUAGGUCUAGAAGGCUGCUUUGAGACGAUCAUAUCUUUCGAGACUCUGAACCCAAACACCAAAACUGAAUCUCCUGUUGCUGCUACUGGAACCAGAGCAAUCUUCGACAUUUGCAGUUACAUUGCAAACCCUGACCCGGCCAUCUAACUCCCAAAGACUCCGGUUAUAGGCAAACCAUUUGAAGUAGCAUUUGAACAUGUUUUCAAGAUGACCAACAUCAAUCCUCAUAAGACAUUGUUCUUCGAUGACAGCAUCCGUAACAUACAAACCGGGAAACGUGUGGGUCUCCACACCGUAUGGGUUGGGACUUCACAGAAAGAUGAAGGAGUAGAUAUAGCAUUGGAGCAUAUUCACAACAUACGUGAAGCUCUUCCUGAACUAUGGGAAGCAGUUGACGACAAAGCCGAGGAGAUUAGAUCCAGGCAAAAGGUCGCCAUUGAAACCAUUGCUUAAACCAAACAAUUUCAAAGCUCAUAAGUAACACAAAAGACAUAGCACGAAUACUACUUUAUCACUACUCGCUCUUGGAGGAGAAAAUAAGAAGUGUAAUCUAAAGCUUUUUUUAUUGAGAGAAACAGGGAAUGUAACGAAACAAGUUGAGUUUAUUUAAUUAAUAAUAUAUUAAAAAU